Molecule: messenger RNA, 549 nt
Organism: Paramecium sonneborni
Lineage: Eukaryota; Ciliophora; Oligohymenophorea; Peniculida; Parameciidae
Source: the annotation of a GenBank genome assembly
GCAAAUUAUCUGUGUAUUAAAUCAUUAAUUAAAUAUAUCAACUUGAAAAUGGCUGAAUAAUUAACAGAAGAAUAAAUUGCAGAAUUCAAAGAAGCCUUUGCUCUUUUUGACAAGGAUGGUGAUGGUACAAUUACUACUAAAGAAUUGGGAACAGUUAUGAGAUCUCUAGGAUAAAAUCCAACUGAAGCAGAACUUUAAGAUAUGAUUAAUGAAGUAGAUGCUGAUGGUAAUGGAACAAUCGAUUUCCCUGAAUUUUUAUCUUUGAUGGCUAGAAAAAUGAAGGAAUAAGAUUCUGAAGAAGAACUUAUUGAAGCUUUCAAAGUCUUUGACAGAGAUGGAAAUGGACUCAUUUCUGCUGCUGAAUUAAGACAUGUUAUGACAAAUUUGGGAGAAAAAUUGACAGACGACGAAGUUGAUGAAAUGAUCAGAGAAGCUGAUAUAGAUGGUGAUGGACAUAUCAAUUAUGAAGAAUUUGUUAGAAUGAUGGUUUCUAAAUGAUUAUUAUAUCAUUAUUAUUUAGAUAUUUUUUUAAUUAAACAUUAAUAAAAA